Nycticebus coucang (slow loris) is the source of this 6613-nucleotide messenger RNA. It is a transcript of the gene ABI2, whose product is annotated as abl interactor 2. The transcript is spliced from 12 exons. Lineage: Eukaryota; Metazoa; Chordata; Mammalia; Primates; Lorisidae. Bases 276 to 1904 code for a protein of 542 amino acids. Gene Ontology annotation, molecular function: SH3 domain binding. The record is from RefSeq and is a predicted model, not a curated record. Gene Ontology annotation, cellular component: lamellipodium.
GGGAAUCUUUUUCGGGCGCCGGGGGCGGAGGGAGGGGAGCGCGCCUGCGCGCGCCCGGCCGUCCGUCGCCGCGGUGACCGUCCUCACAGUCCGUUGGCUCGCGCCCCGCCCCUGUCGCCCCCUCCCCUGUGGCGCGCCGGGGCUGUUUCUCGCUCCUCCCGAGUUAUCGCCGCCGUCUCCGCUGCUCCUCCACUCCCGGUCUUGGGUUUCCCUAACGUUGCUGCCGCCGCUACCUCUGUGGGCUAUAUGAGGAGGAGGAGGAGGAGGAUGUGAAGAUGGCGGAGCUGCAGAUGCUGCUGGAAGAGGAAAUCCCAGGGGGCCGCCGGGCCCUCUUCGACAGCUACACGAAUCUGGAACGGGUGGCCGAUUACUGCGAGAACAAUUACAUUCAGUCAGCAGAUAAGCAGCGAGCCCUAGAAGAAACCAAAGCCUACACCACCCAAUCCUUAGCAAGUGUUGCGUAUCUGAUAAACACCUUGGCCAACAAUGUCCUGCAGAUGCUGGAUAUCCAGGCAUCCCAGCUUCGAAGGAUGGAAUCUUCGAUCAAUCAUAUUUCACAAACAGUUGAUAUUCAUAAAGAGAAAGUUGCAAGAAGAGAAAUUGGUAUUUUGACUACCAAUAAAAACACUUCAAGGACACAUAAGAUUAUUGCUCCAGCCAACCUUGAACGACCUGUUCGUUAUAUUAGAAAACCUAUUGACUAUACAAUUCUAGACGAUAUUGGACAUGGAGUAAAGUGGUUGCUUAGAUUUAAGGUGAGUACCCAGAAUAUGAAGAUGGGUGGGCUGCCGCGUACAACACCUCCAACUCAGAAACCCCCCAGCCCCCCUAUGUCAGGGAAAGGGACACUUGGGCGGCACUCCCCCUACCGCACACUGGAGCCAGUGCGUCCUCCAGUGGUACCAAAUGAUUACGUACCUAGCCCAACCCGUAAUAUGGCUCCCUCGCAGCAGAGCCCUGUGAGGACAGCUUCUGUGAAUCAAAGAAAUCGAACAUACAGCAGCAGUGGGAGUAGUGGAGGAAGCCACCCAAGUAGUCGGAGCAGCAGUCGGGAGAACAGUGGAAGUGGGAGUGUAGGGGUUCCUAUUGCUGUUCCCACUCCUUCUCCUCCCAGUGUGUUUCCAGCCCCUGCUGGCUCUGCUGGCACUCCUCCCCUUCCUGCUGCUUCUGCACCUGCCCCUGCCCCUCUUGUUCCUGCUACUGUCCCUUCCUCCACUGCCCCCGAUGCUGCUGCUGGGGGUGCCCAGACCCUUGCUGAUGGCUUCACUUCUCCAACUCCCCCUGUUGUUUCUUCCACUCCCCCUACAGGUCAUCCUGUUCAGUUCUACAGCAUGAAUAGGCCUGCCUCUCGUCAUACUCCCCCAACAAUAGGGGGUUCACUGCCCUAUAGACGCCCUCCUUCCAUAACUUCACAAACAAGCCUUCAGAGUCAAAUGAAUGGAGGACCUUUCUAUAGCCAGAAUCCAGUAUCUCUCGCUCCUCCUCCUCCCUCCAUCCUGCAGGGAACUCCUCAGUUACCUUUAAUGGGAUUUGUGGCCAGAGUCCAAGAAAAUAUUUCAGAUACACCACCUCCACCACCACCUGUGGAAGAACCAGUAUUUGAUGAAUCUCCCCCUCCACCACCUCCCCCUGAAGAUUAUGAAGAGGAGGAAGCUGCUGUGGUUGAGUAUAGUGAUCCUUAUGCUGAAGAGGACCCCCCCUGGGCUCCAAGGUCUUACCUGGAAAAGGUUGUGGCGAUUUAUGACUAUACAAAAGACAAGGAAGAUGAGCUGUCCUUUCAGGAAGGAGCCAUUAUUUAUGUCAUCAAGAAGAAUGACGAUGGUUGGUAUGAGGGAGUUAUGAAUGGAGUGACUGGGCUCUUUCCAGGGAAUUAUGUUGAAUCUAUCAUGCAUUAUUCUGAAUAGAGCUCAGAAGGGCUGUGCUUCCCUUAUGGGAAUAGUCAGGUCUUCCCAGAUUAUCUGAAGGCCCUGGAGAUUCCACUCCAGUAAAAUAAAAUGAAGGAUAAAAAUGAUACAAAUUACUUUUUUUGAUUUAUCCCCCAGUUAUUAAAACAAAAGCAAGCUGAGUCUGAACAAAUGGAUCUUUCUGCCAUCAUUUGUAUUAUGCUGAGCUGUCUGGAUGGAAAUAAAGUGACCAUUUCUGAAUAUGUGAAAGGUAUAACAACAUAACGAUGUAGCUAAAACAAAUCAGAUUAAGACUGAUUCAGAAAAAUCUAGGAUCUUUCUCAGGAAUACUGUGCACCCUUGGGAUUUCUCCUCCUGACGAAUGUGUGGCAGUGGGUGUUCUUUACUGCCUGUGCUAAGGGGUUCACUUAUAGCCCAGUGGGUACCAUGGCCCCUCACUUUCUUCUACUUGUAUGAACAGGAGGGAACCAAUAUUUAAAUACCAUACAUAACCAUUUUUUACAAUUGUUUCAGAUGGCUUUUUCCCUCUUUAACACUGUAAAUUCUGCAUUCUUUGAGCACUUGAGCGCAUCAAAUAAGUUAGUGCUGAACUCGCAUCCUUUCAUGUUUCUGUUUGUAGAUUAUAAGAAUGAUGAAAUGUGAAAGUCUCCCAACAUUCCAAGGAUAGUUAACAAUUGCCAUGGUUUGAUUUAAUGUGCUGCUUCAUGAGACUGCAUUGUCACUGAUGGCCAGUAUAUCCAUAUGUAAAAUGUGGUAGGCUGGGUUAUAUGCUGAGGUAGGUGUGCAGAGCCAGAUGUGAAGGUUCCUAAGGUUCUAAAGAGAUUGAAUGUAGAAAUAUUCUUCUUAGCAGGCAUCCUGAACCCUUGCCUUGGGUGGUGUUUUCAGGAGUAGGAUCUUGGAGGCCAGACCAACUAUUACUAUCACUUCUUUCAUUGUUUAGGAAAACACUAUUCUUUUUUGGAAGAGAAGAGUGGUUAUUUGCAAGUCUCUUGAUAGUUCCUGGGGAUAAAAGGCUUGCUACUGUGCUCUCUGAAUGUUAUUUAUGGCCAGUGUUAGUUGCUGCUGUGUCAUUUACUCAACUCUAGGAAAGGUAAAUACUCACCCGAUUUUUUGAUUUAAUUUUGAAAUAGCUGCUUUUAGUAAGAACUUGAACCUUAUAUUUUAGACUAAGAAUUUAAUUGUGGGAUAAGAGUAAUAGACUAAAAUAUUUAAUUAUCCAACCACAUUGGUAAAAGCUAAUAUAAUUGAAAGAAACAAUAACAAAAAAUAUUUCUCUCACAUGUAGAAUCAUUAUAGCUUCAAAUUCAAUGGAGUUUGUAGGGCAGAUGGCUCUAAUCAUCACAACGGAAAUGAGUUUUAAGAAAUAAUCAAAAUCCAGGACAGCUUAAGUCUCUGUGGGUGCAUGCUAUGAGAAUGGGCCAGCUCAUUUUCUGGCACAGAGCUGCCAGUAUGGGUUCUUCCUAGUCCCAGUGACUCAGCCAGAAUAGAGCUCUGCCAGGUAAUUUCCCUGUGCUAGGUUAAAGGGGAGAGGCAGUAGUCACGUACAUGAUGGGGUGGUGAAGACAGAGGAAUGUGAAAAAGGAACAAGUAUAGUCGUAUAUGAGGAAAUUCUGAUAGGUGUAGGUAGAAGUUAAUAUUCCACUUGCACAUUUGCUAUCUGGGCAUAAAACUUUGUCCCCCUUUAACUAACAGCCCGCUAUAGUUUCCUUAUCAAGACUUUUCUUAAGUUGCAAUUUUUAAAAAAAAUACAUUACAAGUUAGAUUUGCUAUUUCACUUUGAGGUUUUCUCAGCACUUUGGAUUUAGCUUUCAAUAAUUUGGCUCCAUUACACAUUCCAUGUUGUGCUUUUAUUAGGUCAUUUCAACAUCUCAUAUUCCUUCAAAGGCCCCUCAGUAUCCUCUCAGCUUUUAGUUCUAUUAUGGACCCAAACUAGACUAUGUGUAGAUAGGUGAAGCCUCAUAGUACUGGUGUAUGACUAGGGAAACUGAUUUGAAAAUUAAAUGUUCCAAUUAUUAUAGCUUUUUGCUGAGACAGCUUAGUGGAUUAAUAAAGCAGAGGGUGUUUUGGAACUGAACCAGUAGUUCCCACAGCUCACCACAACAGAAGCAGAGAAGACAACUGUACAGAAAGCAGAGUUGGUGGCAAUGAGCAGGAAUGCAGCUUACCUGUUGGACCCCUGCUGGAUUGGGGAGUGCAGAAGACACUGGUCAAGUCCUUUAUACUGAAGACUUGCAGCGGGGGGAAUAUCCAUGGGUCAGCUGAUCUUUUUCCUAUAUUAUUUAGUAUGUGUGUGUAUUUUGUUUUUGCAAAGAAUACCUGUUGGAUUUUCUGCAUAUUUUAAAUUUUUUGUAUAGCUUUAAAUUCUAUAGAUUGUCUUGGAAGGACUAUGUAAUGAUGAUGGGCCAGGCCUAUAGUAUAAUUGGAGACUUUUAAUGUAUGUGAUAUUUCAUAGAUUGCAUGCUAUUAAUAAUCUGUGAGGGUAGUAUUUCCUAUUUUAUUGUGAGUUUCACCCAUUUAUCUUUUUAUAAACUAAAAGUCAAUUGGCAUUAGGACUUCCAAAUGAAUGCAGAAAAUCUUACAUGCUACUUACUAGUAAUAUUGUAGCAAAGAUAUUCAAGUCUAAAAUCUGCUGACCACUAAGCACCCAUUUUAUCAGAAUAGAGAAAUCUAAUGGGAAAGGGCAUUCUUUCCUCCUCAAAUGUUUCUUUCUGUUUCCACUCAUAUUAAAAAAAAAAAAAAAGAGAGUGACUAGUUGUCUUUCUUUUUUUUUUUUUUUUUUGGUAUUAAAUGAAAAUAUACUUUGUUGUCUUUGACUUCGUGGCCAAGGCAAUAAAUUGGAAACAGAAAUAGUGCCAUUUUAGAUCUGAGAGAUUCAGCCUGCUGUGUUUGGAAUAAUUAUGAAUCUUUUAAGCUGUCUUGUUUAAUAUUCUCCAUCUUUUGGCUACUUCCUUUCUCAGAGGCACUUGCUGUUCCUUAGGGAUGGUGAGGGCCUGCUAAUUGUGCUAUAUGUUCCUAAAAGUCAUUGGGUGUGAGACAUUUUCAACCCCUCCUUUCCUCCUCCUGUUGCUGUUUAUUACCCAGCAGGAGAGAAUUGUUUUAUGCAACUUUGCAGUGAUGAGUAUCACAUAGCUGUGCUCCUUAGCACUAGGUAUUGAUUACUUAAGAUUUUUCUGUUAGGGAGUAGUUGGCUUUUAUCUUGUGUUCUUUUUCUUCUAGAAAGUGACCUUUCUGCAUUAAGCACUGUUGUUUUGUCUUUUAUUAUCUUUCCUCCUCUGUGGAAAGAGCAUGGCAUGUCCUGAAGGCCACCUUUACCUUUGAAAAGGGUUUGGUGGAGGAAUUGGCAACAACUACCCAAUCCUUCAAAAGAACAGGGAUCUGUUCACUUCUGAACUUCUUGUUUGAGAACUCCUGACUGGUGUUAAGGUGAUAGUUUCUCCUAGACAAUUUACUUAAGAGUUAUGGAAUAUUAGAGCUAGAUGAGGUCUUAAAAAUUUUCGUGGUUUUUGGGCGGCACCUGUGGCUCAGUUGGUGGGGCGCCGGCCCCAUAUACCGAGGGUGGCGGGUUCAGACCCGGCCCCGGCCGAACUGCAACCAAGAAAUAGCCGGGUAUUGUGGCGGGCACCUGUGGUCCCAGCUGCUCGGGGGGCUGAGGCAGGAGAAUCGCUUGAGCCCAGGAGUUGGAGGUUGCUGUGAGCUGUGUGAGGCCACGGCACUCUACCGAGGGCCAUAGAGUGGGACUCUGUCUCUACAAAAAAAAAAAAAAAAUUUUCGUGGUUUUUGACUGAUGAGGUAAGAUGUUUCUGUUUCAGAUGAACAGCUACUUAAUAACAGCAGAGUUCCUCAGUGCCCAGCACUCUUUCCAGUACACCACAACUGUCUUAACUAAAUGUGCUGUAUUUUUCUUUAAAAAUUAAGAGUUCUACUUGAUGUUUUUAGGAAUAUACUUGAAAAGAUAUGCCAUGUUUUGAUAAAUGCCAUAAGUUAUUUAAAGGAGUAUACUAGAUAUAGCUUCAAUUAGUGAAAAUAAUCUUCAUUUACCCCUUCUAAAACUAUACUCAGUAUAAACACUUUUCCAUAAGGUAUAGUAGAAGUACAUUAAUUCAACACUGGCAGGAGCACAGCACAGGAAACCGCCUUAUUUGAGAGCGCCUUAUAAAACUAAAUGGAGGCAUUGAACUCAUUACCUUUAAGUUUGCUUCAUGCUGAGUUUUGUUCCUAUUUUAUUGAGAAUCUCAUAAUUCUAAAAAAAAAAAAAAAAUUACAAAUGAAACGACAGGGCCUAGCUGUGUAUAAAAUGAUCCUUGCUAAAUACCUUAAGGUUUUUUGUAAAAAAGAAAAAGAACAAAAAGCUUAUUUUCACAUUAAAACGAAACCUCUUUUACAGCUUCAGAAUUCUAUGGAAAGCAGUUUCUAUCAUAUUUUGUGUCCAUGUACCAUAUUUCUUAAAAUGGUUUACAAAAGAAUGUAAAUGAUUUGCGAUCUGGCUAGUUGUGCUUUUUAGCUCCCACGUGGAGGGUUGGUGGCGUUGAGUAAAAACCAUUCAGGAAAAGGAGGGAGCAGUUUUGUUGCCAGUAAUGUUCCCUAUGUGUGCCAUUAAACCACCUCCAGAUAAAUGGGGGAACAUUCACUUUUUAAUUUUUUAAAUGUAUUUGGAAUUAAUUGUUGCUGUGUACUAAGAACUUGAUCUAAAUAAAAUCCCACAAAGUAUA